This is a messenger RNA of Durusdinium trenchii, 876 nucleotides long. NCBI's taxonomy places the organism in Eukaryota, Dinophyceae, Suessiales, Symbiodiniaceae. The record is from the annotation of a GenBank genome assembly.
AUGCAGUUGCUGCCUCAUUUGCCAGAUGCGAUCUUAGGCGUGGUGUCAGCACUGCCCCUGACAGAUGCAUUGGCCAUCCGUGUCACCUCCAAAGGAGUCGAAGCUUCGACAUCGGAGGGUUUGUUGCGUCUCAAGAAGUUGGACUUGACUCAUCCAGUCGCACAAACUGAGACAACGCCUCCAGCGUGCCUGGGUGGUGUCCAGUACUUGAUUCUACGGCAAGGAAUUUCCUCCGUGAAAGGUCAUUUACCGGAUUUGGCCGAAGAGCUUGCAGCUGCUGUUGCCUUUGCUCUUCAGCUGCCCCGGCUUCAACGCAUUGACCUCACGCGGUAUGACUGCAGCUUGCUUUUCUCAAAGCAUCGUGGGCAUCCUCAGGAAGCACCUUUGUUGCCACACUGCUUUGUAGCCAGUGAAGGAUCGUUUCAAUCAUCUUUAGAGGAGGCGAGUGUUUGGGCUCAGCUUUUGAAGGGCGCCCAAGGCAAGCGGACUGAGCCGAGGGACGACUGGUCUACCACUCUAAGAACUGUUCGGGCUGCUGCCUGCAGUGCCGCGGGCGUAGCGGCCCGCAGCUUUGUGGCGCAUGUGGUGUGCAAUGAGGGAACCGAGGCAUUGAUCAGUGACCUGCAGAUGUUGCCCAACCUGGUGGAGUUGCAGCUGGUUUGGUGGCCAAGCACUCACCGGUUAUGUUCACCUGAAGCGUGCUAUGUGAAACAGGUGACCCGCGCUUUGCCGGCCCUCGAGCGCUUGGAUGAGCUCUUUGCACAUGGUGCACAAAGGCCGCAAACUUUGGAGACACAGCAAGCUCACCACCUGCGCACCUGCGCACCUGUGCAAGGAUGCCCCUUGUGCGCUCAGCACCUUCGAGACCGAGACUGA